GUCGGCGGCCGCUGGUUGCCCCGGAGGUGGAACCGAGGUCGCUAGUAAGAUGGCUGUUGGCAGGUUGCGGUGGUUGCUGGCGGCCGACCGCCGGGCCGGGGCGGCUUUCUUUUCCUACUGCCGGACGUUUGCACCGUGUGUUUCUGUCAGAGCUCAUUCCGGCGGCGCCGAGCAAAAGCAGACUCACUUCGGAUUCGAGACUGUGGCCGAGUCGGAGAAGGCGGAGAGAGUUUACAAAGUGUUUAAAAAUGUUGCUGAGAAAUAUGAUGUAAUGAACGAUGCCAUGAGCUUUGGCAUCCACAGGUUGUGGAAAGAUGCACUUCUUCAUAAAAUGAACCCACUGCCUGGAACAAAAUUGCUUGAUGUCGCUGGCGGGACAGGAGACAUUGCCUUCAGGUUUAUGGAUUAUGUAAGAUCACAGCAGGAAAGACAAAGUCGGCAAGCAAUGAAACUUUACCAGAGUCCUUCAUGGCAACAAAUCAAUGAUGCUUAUCAACAGCAAAAGGAAUCUGAUUCAGAUUUGGAAUCAAAGGCAGUUGUCUGUGAUAUUAAUAAGGAAAUGUUGAAGGUUGGAAAACAAAAGGCAGAACGGUUGAACUAUACAGAAGGCUUGUCCUGGGUGGUGGGAAAUGCUGAAGAGUUGCCAUUUGAUGAUGACAAGUUUGAUGUUUAUACAAUUGCUUUUGGAAUUAGAAAUGUUACACACAUUGAUCAUGUGCUGCAGGAAGCCUAUCGGGUUUUGAAGCCGGGUGGAAGGUUCCUGUGUUUGGAAUUCAGCAAAGUACAGAAUCCAAUCAUUUCCAGGCUUUAUAAUUUAUACAGUUUUCAAGUGAUACCUGUACUGGGUGAGGUCAUUGCUGCUGACUGGAAAUCCUACCAGUACCUGGUGGAAAGCAUCCAGCGUUUUCCUGAUCAGGAAGAGUUCAAAGAAAUGAUUGAGGACACUGGGUUUUACAAGGUGGAAUAUAGCAACUUGACCAUGGGGAUUGUGGCUGUUCACUCCGGAUUUAAGCUCUGAAUUUGAAGUGACUGAAAGAAAAUCAAGAUGCACAAUCACAGAAAAUGUAUUUACAUGCAUACUGCUUUGGUGCAGAAAUAGUCGCAGAUAUAUUUCAGUGAGUUAAUUAUCUACUAGCAGCCACAGAGUUCGUUGGUAAAAUUUAAUAGGGUUGUACCUCAACAUCAUUUAAUUGUAUUAUGCUUGUUUUGUAGUAUAAUGGUGCAGGUACAUCUUAUCUGCUGUAGUUUUGUAUAAUUUUCCUCUGUGAGGAUGUGCUUUCUGGUAUCAUUGACGUAGUACCACUAAUUGGUUCAAAAAUGCCUGGGGCAUAAAGGGACAUUUGGCACAGGCAUCUAAGCUUUGGAAACAAUCAGAUUGUUAUUAAAAUGACACAAGUUCAGAGAUGUUUUAAUAUCAAGGAUCCCAGCAGUAAAAAGUUGUAUAUUGGCCACAAAUUUAUUUCACACAAGGACACCUUAAAGAUUUUUCAAAGCAAUUGUCCAUCACUUCUCUUUCUCUGCACCUGAUAUCCUAUAACAAAAAUUAUAGAAACAAAAUGAGACACCAAUAAGGUUCCUCUUAUUAACACAAUUAAUUUAACCCGUAUUAGUGAUCUGAGGAGAUAGAGGCUGGCUUUGAGUUCCACUGGCCUUAAAGGGAGACUCCCCUUGACACUAAAAUUACAUUGUUAUAAAUUACAAUAACCAACAGGUUGGUGGUGUAACUAGAAAUGAUAGUGAGUCAGUCACUCCUUUUUAAAUUUAGUCAAACCUGUGAGUGUACUUAGUCUUGCAAACUGGCAUUUUUCUGAUGUUGUGCAUAGUGAAUUUGCCUUGCAGCAUUGACUGAAAGUACUUGUAUACUUUAUUGGUGGAAUAAGAUGUUUUGAUUUUUUUUUAAGGACUUGCAUAUGUUCUUGGAAUGGCAAGUGAUUUCUGCAACUGUACUUUAUCUCUCUCCCCAGACUCAAUUUUUGAUCCUCUGUUGAGCGAUUCCAAUGCUGGGUAAUGGCCCACAGUGCAUCAUAGAUGUGUAGCGUGGUGCUGAUUUACCUGUCCUUGGUCACAGUGCUGGUUCCACACUUCAUGAUGGAACAAGUCAUCACAAUAUGGAUUGGAGUUUGUCUUCGCAUAACUAAUUCCAUCAUGGAUUGUCUUAUCUGCAGCAGUUGGGUGAGGGUGGGAUAAAAGUGUGUAACUCCACUAUGGUUUCCUCACCACCUAAUGGAGGCCCAGUCUAGUAGUCUGAUAAAGUUUGAAAGAAAUGUUUGCUAGAUGUCAUGAGCAUGCAUGUAAAAACUGACCUUGUAUCUGCGUAGGUUAUCACCUUGAGGGAGCAUGUAAUACUGGAGCAGGACAAUGGAUUUUCUUUAGUGGGUCAGUAUGAAUGCAAAUCCAUAAACUCCUCACUUUUGUAUCUUCUCUAUUUCAUUUCAAGACACUACCACCAUAGCUGCCAUCUAUUUUGUGUGAUCAGCAUUAGAGUUCUAAUUGUUUUAACUCUUGAGAUUAUGUCCCUGACCACUUCCAGAAAAUUUUCAUUGCAUUAAUCCCUCUCAGAACUUCUGUGUUUCAUUGAAAUCGCUUCUGGUUUUAAACUUCAGAGAAUAUGGGAUUAUUCUGCUCACUUUCUCCUUAUUAGAAAGUGCUCUCCAGGGUCAAUUUAUUGCACCCCUAACUGUAUCCUUCCUUAUGGAAAUGGGUGCUGCUAUCCCCCACCCUUCUCAUAGCCCUGAAAGAUGAUCUUAUUCAGGCCUGAAAAAUUGCAGAUGGCUUCGGUAAACUGUUGGCUACAAUUUUUGAAUAGGGACUUGAUAUUUUAACACUCAGUAAUGAAUAGGUCUCAAAUCUAAUGAACGUUAACAUUUUUUGUAGCAGUCCAGACAAAAUGGACUUAAUGGAUAGUUUCUCUUCACCAAUUUGUAUUGCAGUCAGUCAAACAUUUCAUUUUGUCAUCCUUGAAAAGAUGAUAAAUGUAAUGCUGACAGAUUGACAAAGAAUUUACUGAUGACUAGGUUUUGUGGUGUGACUGCUGUAUUCCUUUUUAUGAAAUGGUUGUUUCAUAAAAGGCAAUUCUGAAUCAUCCAGUUAAUAAAUAAAUUAUUUGGUUUUUGUGCAUAAAGCAUAGAAAGUAGUUUCAAAUCAUCCUUGAGCAUAAUCCUUGCGAUGGAUUUCUGAUUAAUUUAUUGGCAUCAAUCCAACUUUGAUCUUGUGUUUUGCUGAUCAAUGACCUCUAUACCUGAAUAUCAUGUUCACAAAUUUGUAACUUGUUUCAUCAAAUUGCUAAAAUCUCUUGUUUAAUCAUAUUUAAUUAGUACUAUCAAAAUUUUCCUGAAUCAAAAGCUUUUAUAGAGACACUGAAAAUGAUUAUCCACAAUUGUUUACAGGGUGACUGCCAAAUACCAGCAUGACUAAACAUCAAAAUUGUUCAAAAUCAUGAUGCAUAGACUCUGGGAACGAUUUAAGUUUCCAAAGUGGUUAGGUAAAUAUAUAGCAGUAAGCUCUCAAUGAUAGAUUUAAGACACCUUCUGAAUUUCAGAAUAUUGAGAGAUAAAGAGCCUGCAGACCUCUUAUUUUAAAACUGUUCCAAAAUUCAGUUUUCAAGAGAUGCCUGAUCAUGUUCAGUGGCAGUGGUUGUUCCUGUAAGCUGAUCUCUCGUCCCUUGCAUGCCAGCACUGACUCGUUGUCCAAUAUCUACCUGUACAAUAGUGACCCAGGGGAUAGAAUUUCUGCUCAUUAAUUGGAUAUUGUGUCUUUGUCACUUUCCUUCGUAUGUGCUUUACCACUCAUUCACAGGCUGCAGUUUGCACUUUCAAAAAAAAAAGUGACUUUUUUUUCACUAAACAGCAAGUGAUUAUAUACAGCAAUAAUAAUGGAUACAUUGAAUUCUACGUAAAACUUGUUUAUUCAUUAUUGAAUAAAAAUGCUACAUUUCUCAAUAUUAUUGUGUUAUUAUAUGGAUUAAAGCAAAAUGACUUGUAACUGGCUUGUAGCUUUAGCUAGAAUAGUCUGCCCUACGAGCUUUCUGCUGAAAAUCUGACCUGUGUGUUUCUUAAAUUGGGAGAGAGAGCAUAGGGGUAGGGGAGCUACAGAAGGACUGGGCAUACCCCCUUUUAACCUAUUAGCAUUGCAGUCUUUACACGUGAGCUUCCAGGAGCCAGACUUCCCGAUAAAGGGAGUUUUUGUGAAUUACUGAGACUUUCUAAAAAUAAUACUUAAAAAUAAAGAGCUAUAAAUACUUGGCAGCUUCAAUGGGGAGAGAUACAGAGCUGACAUUUUGGGUUAAUGGCUACUCAUCAAAACUUGUUUUUGGAGAAGUAACUGCAAUGUGCACUACUAGAAUUUUCUUUGUAUUAAAAUCACAUAAUGUACUUGCCUACCAGUUCUCUUGCAGAAUCUAUGAACAAGCUCAAGUGUUAGGAAAAUAAGACUUCUGCAGGGUGUUAUCUCUG
Molecule: messenger RNA, 4451 nt
Organism: Pristis pectinata (smalltooth sawfish)
Lineage: Eukaryota; Metazoa; Chordata; Chondrichthyes; Rhinopristiformes; Pristidae
Gene: coq5
Product: coenzyme Q5, methyltransferase
Exons: 7
Coding region: 50-1018 (322 amino acids)
Biological process (GO): ubiquinone biosynthetic process
Molecular function (GO): methyltransferase activity
Source: RefSeq, a predicted model, not a curated record